AUGACCGACACGGGAUACUGGGGAGAGGAGAAGCAGCGGGGUGUGGAGCGGCCAUUCCUGGCGGAGGAAAGGGAGACCCAAGAGCCGGGACUCUCGCGGAGCUCAGCGGGGGGAGGCGGCUCCGGGGGCGGGAACGGCGGUUUCCAGGGGGUGCGGAAACCAGACCGAGGGCUGCUGUCUGCUCACCGAGGGGCUGGGGUGUUAUCCUGGAAGGAGGCCCACUCUGAGAGGCACGCGAUCACACUCUGCUUUAGGAUGACGCGGGGCCCUAGAGCGGGCAUGCCUCCGCAGAAGGAGGCCUGGUGCCAAGUCAUGUUCCUGCCCGUGAACCCGGCUCCUGGGGGAAGACCAGCCGACUACUUUCAGGAGGAGACAAUGCUGGCCGUGACGCUCACCGGGAUACUGCAGAAAAAAGAGAACAAAUAUAUGUUUUCACAGCACUGA
This is a messenger RNA of Rangifer tarandus platyrhynchus (Svalbard reindeer), 444 nucleotides long. Lineage: Eukaryota; Metazoa; Chordata; Mammalia; Artiodactyla; Cervidae. The record is from the annotation of a GenBank genome assembly.